Cryptomeria japonica (Japanese cedar) is the source of this 3511-nucleotide messenger RNA. RefSeq names its product protein DETOXIFICATION 42. The transcript is spliced from 12 exons. The record is from RefSeq and is a predicted model, not a curated record. NCBI's taxonomy places the organism in Eukaryota, Viridiplantae, Streptophyta, Pinopsida, Cupressales, Cupressaceae. Gene Ontology annotation, biological process: transmembrane transport. The coding region runs from base 1500 to 3008 and encodes 502 amino acids. Gene Ontology annotation, molecular function: antiporter activity; xenobiotic transmembrane transporter activity. Gene Ontology annotation, cellular component: membrane.
AGUUGAGUGAUAGUUGGGAUUGAGCGCGAUGGCGGGGGGAGAUGAGAUACGGCAUAUACAACAGGGUUAUCUGUCUGCAUCUAGCAAGAGCAAAACUCCGUUUUCAGAGAUUUUGAAUGGCAAUACUUCUCUGAGGCGCAAUUUUUUGUGUUCCACAAAAACCCUAAGCCGUGAUGUUAAGGAGAAUGAAGCGCUUGUUGCAGUCUCGGUGGUAUACGGGACAUACAAUGAAUGCAAUAAUGUGGGAAGGUUGUUUCAUGGUGGUGGCAAAUAUUACAAACUCCAAAUUUUAUGGAGUAACACUAAUCUCAUCCUUGUAUUGGUAGCACGACAGCAGAGGGCCUCUUCUUUUCCUCAAUGCACAACAAAAAGAGGCUCAGAAGGGACAUGAUGUGGACCGUGACUUUGAGGCUUUCAAUUUCAGGUUUGCUGCCUGAGCCUGGGGCUAAAAAUGCUGAGAUGGAACAGGGCGUACCUAAACUUUUCUCCCUGGGGCAUGUUCCCUUGUUACUGUUUGAAGGGGUGCCAGAGCGGGAAAUAGAAGGGGAGAUUGGUACGAGAUCCUUGGUGUUUAAAUGUUUAGGAAGGAGACCUUUCGGCAAUACUUCUCAAUGGAUUAAACCGCUCUAGAGCAACAUCGCAUUUCGUACUCUUUCUCUGCAUGAUAACGGCUUUUUCUUGGUCAAUUUUCAGUCUGUUAGAUUGUUACUGGGUGUGGAACAAUGGUCCAUGCUUCUAUGGCAAAUGUGGUAUUUUUGUUUUCCCUUGGUCUCCCUUUGUUGAUCCUGUUAUGGAUUCAAUUAUUAUGUCUUUAAUUUAGUUACAGUUGUAUAUUCUUCCUCUAGUUAUGAGGGAUAAAGGCCUGAUUAAGAAACUUGUUUGAAAAAAUGAGUGUUAUCCUCUAAUUUGAUGAGGAGCUACCUUAUACUCAAUCCAAAUUUGUGAGGGUUUUCGUAAUUGUGGACUUGCCCUAGUCAAUCUUUUACACCAUCAAUAUGUGCUUUUCUAGUGUCUCCAGAAUCCCGUUUAUCAAUUUCGAGCGGUUUCCUUUCGGAUGUUUUAGGUUUACUAAAAUGGGUCUCAAAUUGGCAGAGUGUUCUUCCAUGCUUCCCUUGGGCUCGUGUGUUUUCCAACCACAGAAAUGGAUUCCAAAAGUGGUUUCCCCUAAUGUUGAUAUUGUUAAACUAAACAUUUAGGUUCCCUGUUGCGCACCCUUUCUCUGUGUUGGCUGAGAGGGUAGAUUUGGAUAAGGGUGAAGACAAAUCCUCAUUCCAGUUCCUAUGGAUUUGUGGUUCUGUCUACUAUGGCCAACACAUAUUUUUCUGAAGGAGUCCGAGGCUGACGUUUAUUGCAAUAUCAUGUCAUGCAUUUUCAGAAUUUGGAAGAAGCUGCGGCACAAAAGAUCGUAGAAGAUUUCUCGGCCUCCAUUGAGAUUCUAUCUUCUUGGUCAUCUUGGAUUUCGUUUGGAAAACAAGAAAAUUGUAGAACCACAAUGAAACAUGGAGGAAGGAAGACUGAAGCCGAAAGGAGUUGCAUGGAAGGGGCCUGUGGAGCUUGCUGCUGUAGGGGUUUCCAUAGCGAUCGUUAAUCAGAUUUCAAAAGUAUUCAACUUUCCCUUGGUAAGUGUCACGACAUCUUUAGUGGCUGAAGAAGAUGCUACCACUGAAAUGGUUGUCCAGGGACCGUUAGACAUUGAAAAGUCUAUAAAGGAAUGCACAACCAAUCCAAUCAAUAUUGAAAAAGAUGUAGAAGAUGCUACAAAAGGGGUGGUUGUUGAGGGGUUAGAGAUUGCAAAGUCUAUAAAAGAAUGUCCAGCCAAUCCAACCAAUAAUGAAAAGGAUUCUCUAAUUUCUUGUCCUCCCAUAACUUCAGAGGCGGCCAACACAAUCAUAGAUUCCACAACUGCUACACUAUGUAUUGAAAAGAGACUUCUUCCAUCAGUUUCAUCAGCAUUGGUAAUUGGUGCAGUUCUUGGCAUUCUUCAAGCUUUGAUUAUGAUUGUUGCAGCAAAACCCAUCUUAAGCAUUAUGGGUGUACAUGCGAAAUCACCUAUGCGAUCUCCUGCAGAGAGGUAUUUAAAGUUGCGCGCAUUUGGUGCUCCAGCAGUAGUUAUAUCACUUGCAACACAAGGUGUAUUUCGAGGGUUUAAGGACACAAUGACUCCAUUGUAUGCAACAUUGGCAGCGGAUAUAUCUAACAUUGCCUUGGACCCAGUCCUUAUAUUUGUUCUUAAAUUCGGAGUCGGCGGUGCAGCAAUUGCUCAUGUUGUAUCCCAGUAUCUUAUGGCUUUAAUUCUUUUAUUUAGAUUGCACAAACAAGUUGUGCUUUUGCCACCUAAACUAUCUGACCUGCAAUUCGCUCGGUUCUUCAAAAGUGGUGGUUUACUACUUGCAAGAGUUACAGCUGUCACUGUUUGCACGACUUUAGCAGCCUCCAUGGCUGCACGACAAGGGGCAAUUUCGAUGGCAGCAUUUCAGAUUUGCAAUCAGAUUUGGUUGGCGACUUCUCUUCUUGCUGAUGCAUUGGCUCUUGCUGGACAGGCAAUCCUGGCAAGUGCUUUUGCAAUAGGUGACUAUGAGAAAGCAAGGAACGCCGCUGCUAGGACAUUACAGAUGGGGAUGGUUCUUGGAAUUUUUUUGGGUGUGGUCCUUUCUGGAGGCGUGCACAUUAUUUCGAGAUUGUUCUCCAACGAUAUACAUGUAUUGAAGAUGACCUACAUUGGGAUGCCAUUUGUUGCUGCUACUCAACCACUCAACUCUUUGGCAUUUGUUUUUGAUGGCAUUAAUUUUGGAGCUUCUGACUUUGCCUUUGCAGCAUAUUCAAUGGUCAUUGUGUCAAUGAUUACCAUUGGAUGCUUAUUGACACUUUCUGCGCACUGGGGCUUUGUCGGUGUAUGGAUUGCAUUGACAAUUAUGAUGACAUUACGAAUGUUAGCUGGUGUAUGGAGGAUAGGAACUGGUUCUGGACCUUGGAGGUUUCUCAGAACUUGGAAGGGUUCACCAUUAUAGACUUGGGGAAGUCGUCUCCCACUAUAGCCAGGACUGUUACAAUCAAGCGGUAAAAUUUCUGAAGCCUCUUGGUUGAUUACACAAGAAUAACCCAGUUUCAUUUGCACAAAGGAACAGGCUGGUCUUGAAGAUCGAUGUUGAUUCAGUCAGAAGGGUAGAGACCGGUUGAAUAAAAAGGCUACUUCGUUAUAUCUGAAUUCUUUUACAAAGAGGGCCUCCAAGAAUCUUGUAUUCUCAAGAUUUAUAAUACUUGUAUUAGGACCUGUGACUUCUCUGAUGUGAUGCAAUAAGAGAAGAAUAUGUUGAUAGAACUAGGGAUGUUGCGGCUUCUAACGUACAAGAGAUACUUGAGAAACGUAAACUAUAAACUCUCAUAUGGGUGCACGUACACCAUGUUUACAUAGGAUGAGCUCGUUGGUUCUGUGUUUCAUUCUAUCACUCGGUAAUUAAUUGUUGUAAUAUAUAUUUAUAAUGAGAAAAUUUGUAGAUUUAUUUAUAUGUUA